This is a messenger RNA of Anarrhichthys ocellatus (wolf-eel), 5017 nucleotides long. RefSeq names its product ring finger protein 152 (gene rnf152). Gene Ontology annotation, cellular component: lysosome. The coding region runs from base 427 to 1074 and encodes 215 amino acids. The transcript has 2 exons. Gene Ontology annotation, molecular function: ubiquitin protein ligase activity. Lineage: Eukaryota; Metazoa; Chordata; Actinopteri; Perciformes; Anarhichadidae. Gene Ontology annotation, biological process: positive regulation of autophagy; protein polyubiquitination; negative regulation of TORC1 signaling. The record is from RefSeq and is a predicted model, not a curated record.
GGGAGGGAGGGAGGGAGGGAGAGAGAGAGAUUUUCUGUGUUUUCGCUUUGGUUUAAAACAUAGGAAGAAAACAGCGAGCAGCCUCGCCGCCCACUGAAACACGGCGACGCGCGCAUCAACCGCCGCCGCCGCUGCCCUGAUUAGAAAUCCGCGGAGGAGCGGAUGAGAGCAGACGCCCGCAGACAGGCAGACAUUCAGGGGGAGGACUGCUGCUGCCAUCCGACAGAGGAACUAACAAAAGAUGGAUGACCAUGCUGCCGCCAAAGAGCUGUGACGUCGCCUUGAAGUUGUGGACGUUGGUGGACGGUGUGUUUUCUUAACUUGGAGUUGUGCAACCUUUCUACUAGACCUGUUUGACCUACUUUAACUGCUGUUGUCUGCCAGUUAAUACCAUAAGAGACCACCUACCCAUCUUUAAAAGAAGUAAUGGAGACUCUUUGCCAAGACUCCAUUCUGGAGUGCCAGAUCUGCUUUAACUACUACAGCCCCCGCCGGCGGCCCAAACUCCUGGAUUGCCGUCACACGUGCUGCUCGGUGUGUUUGACCCAGAUGCGCAGCAGCCAGAAGGAGAUUCGUUGUCCCUGGUGCCGCAGCGUCACUAAGCUCCCGCCGGGCCUGUCCGUCUCCCAGCUCCCGGACGACCCGGACAUCAUCACCGUCAUCGCCAUCCCUCAUGCCUCCGAGCACACGCCGGUCUUCAUCCGCCUGCCCAGCAACGGCUGCUACAUGCUGCCGCUGCCCCUCUCCAAGGAGCGGGCGCUGGGCCUCCCCGGGGAGCUUGGAUGUCGUUUCUUGCCUGGCGGCCAGCAGAAGGGGGUGACCGUGGUGACCAUGCCCGAGCAUCAGCCUCUGGGCCUGGCCAUGAGUCUGGAGGGGAUGGGGAUGGGGCUGGAGGUAGGCGAGGGAGAGAGGAGAGUUAAUGGCCCGGUGGGGGGAGGAGGAGGGAAGGGCUCCACGUGGUCCGGCGUGUGCACGGUGAUCCUGGUGGCGUGCGUGCUGCUCUUCCUCCUGGGCAUCGUGCUGCACAACAUGUCCUGCAUCUCCAAACGCUUCACUGUCAUCUCCUGCGGCUGAGGGCGGGGGGGAGGCUGCUCGGACUUCCGCGGAACCCCCCCCCCCCCCCCCCCCCCCCCCCCCCUGGAAUUCCCCUAAGAGCCCCGCCUCUCCUCAAAGACGGGACUCUGCUGAGGAGAGGGGACGAAACUCACCAUGGGCAUCCAAGGAAACUACAGAGCAACCUAAGAAGAUUGGAGAUGAAGAAGAAGAGGGCAGGGAGGCGAUCCAUGUACAGUCUGCCAUUGUGUCCCAUUUCCUUUUAUUUGGGAGACUGAAAUUAAGAUGGAAAUAAAGAUGCAAACCUUCACUUUCCUCUUUCCCGCCCUGAAACUCCCGCCCUUUUCCUGUCCUUCCUUUUUCUCCGAAAGAACGCUUUGGGAAUUACUCCAGAAAAGUGCGUUUGCCCAGCUGAUAUGUUGUUUUUUGCCCAGCUGAUAUGUUUUGGCUCGGGGCCGACGUGACACUCGCUCACAAUCACAGCCGUUGGAUUGCCUGUUUUAGUCUGUGGUUGGUAGAAGUACAUCAGUUUUCAUCGUGUUGUUUCGCUUGGUGUCGGUUCCAAGUGCGGCGUCUCCAGCUGGUGCCGCAGUAACGAAGGGUUUUCGGACUUGGCUGCGCUCUGUCCUCUUGAUGCUGCAGGGAUUAACUGUGCAGGAUCCACGUCUGGCUCCGUCUGAAUCAUCGGUGGAACUCUGUUCAGAACAAACUGUUGCUCCGUGUAGUUAGUAAAAGGAUCAUAUCACAGGCCUCAUCUAAAAACACGGGUAGUGAAAAAAUUAACUUGUUUUACAGCUUCUUUCCUGUAAACUCUACAUCAUUGGGUUUUGGACUAACAGUUGGGCAACACAACUAAUUUGAAGACGUCACUUGGGCUCUCAAACCUUGGGAUGGUCACUGUGUUCUGAAAAUAUAAAUCCUUGCUAAAUGAAAAUUUGAAGAAAUAACUGAUUAACUGGUCGUGAAAGUGAUCGCUUUCUGUCCUGUUUUGAAUAUAGUGGGAAAACUAAGUGCAGCCUUCUAGUAGGGCGCUAGCUGCCAAAGAUUUAUCAAAGGCUAUCUGAAACAAAAGAAUCGUUCAAAAUACUGUAUUUAGCAUUUAAGACAUCUUAAAAGGAAUAGUUUGAUAUUUUGGGAAAUACACUUAUUCGCAUUCUGUCCGAGAAUUAGACAAGAAGAUCGGUACCACUCUCAGACGCUCUAGAACCAGGAGGCCGUUAGCUUAGCUUAGCUUAGGUGUAUCUUACGUUUUUACAAGAUAAAACAUGUUACAGUAAUUUGUGAGCUUUAGCUGUAUUUUGUAAGUAUGUUUUUUUUAACUUGGAAGAGAGCCGGGCUAACUAUUUCCCCCUGCUCCCAGUCUUUAGGCUAAGCUAAUCUAAGCUAAUCGCCUCCUAGCGAUAGCUCUGUAUUGGUACUGAUAUCCUGGCGAGAAAGCGCAAUGUCAAACUAUUUCUUUAAAUAUAUAGAAUUAAAUUGGAGAUGGAAGACGACACUCUUGUUCUUUCUGCUUUGUUUCUCUUUGGCGGUAUGUUUUCCCACGAUCUCUCAUCGAUUAUGGUUCACUGCCCGUCUACUUUUUUAACCCCGACCUGCAGACCUCCAUCGUCCUCCAUCGUCCCCCCCCCCCCACACACACACACACACACACACCGUCGACACCCUUCAUGAGUAAUGGGUCAUUAACGGGUCAGGAGUGGGCGGAUGCUGCAGGGUUCCAGUUAAUGACGACCGUAUCGAUUGAUCUGCUUUUGAAUAUCUCUUGCAUCCGCAGAGAUGGAUGCUUCUCUUCUCUUCUUUUCUUUCUUCACUUUUCUAUGUUGAGGCAAGCAAGUCGUCUGUUUACUGUACCGCUGAUGCAAUGGAGUGUACAGUGCACACAAACAGGGUGAACUCUUUUGUACUCGUCAUGUACAGAAUGAUUGUAAUUUUAUUUGUCUUAUUUUCUAAUAACUUUCUUUUGUUGACAUGUUUGACCCGGUUAGUAUUAAGAAGUGAGAUGAGGCUCUCAGAGAUGGCAUGACACAAUAUAAAGAAAGAAAGUGAUUGGUCAUUAUUUGGUAUUAAUAAGUAUAUAAAGAAUUAUAUACUUAAUACCAAACUGCUAUGUAUAAAUACGUUCUGUAUAUCCACUUGUUUGCUCACAAAUAAUUCCUAGAUUUAUUUAAUGUAUCACUGAAGAUUUUUCUAUAAAACGACUUUUUAUUAUUAUUUUCAAAUCUAUUUUUAUUUCCCAUAUCAGCAUGAAUUUACUUUAAAAAAGAGCAGAACUUGUACUUCAUCAUUUUUUAGAUUUUGCAUCUCAUAUCAGCACGACUUCACCGCCUUCCACCAAACAAACGUCUGAGAUUUCUUCGGACAUUUAAAUCAGACUUUAAAUAAAAGAACAAGAAGAAGAGCAGAACAUUUGGCAGCUUCAGGCUUCACAUUCUGUUGUGAAAGCGUUCGGGGCUACGAUAGGACGACUGCUUGAUGUGCAGAUGCAGUGAGAGUUAAGUUCAGCUGAACCGGUUCACGUGGGACGUAUACUUGCCGGUUGCAGCUCCUGCUGUUGCUAUGAGACUGUGCUGAACGUCCCCUUUUGAAGUGCUGCGCCGCUUAGCUGCAAGUUGAAAUAUUUUUAGCUCCGAGCACUCGGGCGCUCUGCGGACUCUAAAAAAAACAAAAAAAACUUGUUAAUUUCUCAGCACUUGAAGUUGAAGCGUUUUUUUCUGGCUUCACCCGAUAUAACUCCCAGUUUAAACAAAGAACAAAGUGCAUGAACCGUUCUUCAUGAGAUCUUGAUGAAGACUACGUGACCUCUUUUAAUAAGGCGUUCUUUGUACUUGGUUUAUACAUUCUAAAUUAUUACUUAAUGCUUUAUAAAUCUGUAUUAAUCCAUUCAUAGGAUGUGUUUGGCUGGUGAAGCUCUAAAUCUUAAAGUGACAGUGGACUACCCCGUCUGUCAGUGUGUUAUUACUGAUCUAUUAAGCAACAAUAACUUUCCUAAAUUUCCUGAAACGAGUUUUUCAUGCUCAAAACACUAAAAAUGUACAUUAACAAUUUACAGUUAAUAGCAACAUCUGGCUCCAGACAAAAUGUCCCCGCUUCCUCUGAUAGAUUUCAGCUGUUCACUGUGUUUUUAUGGAGAAACUGUUUCUAGAAAGAGUUGUUGCUUUUAGGUAUCUCAAAACCAGCUAGAACCCACAGAGACAAAGAGCCUCAACAUCGGCUGUUCACAAGAUGUCUCCAUCAACCUGCUUUCACAGCGGUCGACCCUCAAAUCACUGGGUCACUGCCACGUCACCAAUUUAAUUUAAAACGUGAAAGAAAAGUGCAGGGAUUUAGGAGUUAAAUGUAAGACGGCACGCUGAAAUAGCUCGUUAAAUUGGAGAUUUCUUGCAGGAAAAUACAAACACAAGCCAGUAUCACUCCAGUCAUGAUGAAUGAGCCUGUCUUCAGUGCUUUCCGUCUGCCAAUCCAUCAUGAACGAGGCUCAUGCACGUGAUGGUGUUGUUUCACCCUCAUAGACUGCUGAUAUAUGAGAUUAUUGAUCUCAAAUCAAGGAUGUACACGUUUGGCUUUUGGCUUCAUUCUUAUAUUUUCCUUGUUAAAUUAAACGAUUAAAGAACACAAAGGAAAAGAUCUUUCACAUAAAGUUCUGCUCUUGUCAUAUAACUCAACCUUUUCUCAUGACAUUUUCCUUUUCAUUUCUGAGUCUCCUUCCUGUGAUUCAUCUUUUUUUUGCUCCUCUUCAAAUCUGUCAAAUCAAUUCUUUUUUUUUUUUUUACAGAAACCUAAAGACGACUGAAGAAGCGUAGAGAAGGAAAGGAGGCUUGUCAUUUCUGUGCCCGUUGUGUUUGUAAAAAACAAUGCCGUGAAGUCCCUGUUGUAGUUUCCUGUUUGUGUCGGGUCGGAUUGACGGCUCACGACGCAAACAGACGCUGUUUUUGGUGAACUAUUAAAGCAAACGCUCUGAAUCUGA